AUGAACUCAGAUUUUGCUGACAGCAGAAAAAUGGACGAAGAAGAUGGGGAGGGAGUAUCGACCAAAAAAGCAGCUUAUGGAAGAGGCAAGUCCACAAAAUCCAUGUUAGAAAGGAAACGUAGGGCUCGAAUCAACGCUUGUCUGGCCCAGCUCAAGGUCCUCAUCAAAGACCACGUGAGAGAGCAGGGCUUCCGGCCAGCCAAGAUGGACAAGGCGGACGUGCUGGAGAUGACCGUGAAAUACCUGAAAAUUUUACAGAGAGCGGAGAGAGGGAACGAUUUUGCAUCCGACCACAUUUCCGACGCCAUUUGCCGCUACAGAGCAGGGUUUUCCGAGUGCGUCAACGAAGUGCUGGCUUUCCUGGGUAGACAAAGCACCGACCCCAUUGACUCUGCGGAAUUCAAAGCACAACUUGUCAAUCAUUUGGCUACAAACAACACUCGGAACAGUAGACGGCAACUACCUCAGUUAGGCGGUGGCCUUCUCAGCCUUGGCGGAGAAGAAGACGUACAGCUAAGUCAACAACUUUACAGAUAUAAUUUCGAACAGCAGAUCUCUAUAAUGGAGAUCCGUAAGGGGCGUGGGAGCAUCGAAUACACAGACGACAUCCGGAGCGCGAAAGCGACAAAAUAUGCAAACACUCCAUCUGUUCCUACGCCGCGGGUAAGCGCAAAUGGGAGCGGCGGGGACGGGAUUUUUGUUCACACCACGGAAACUUUUUCUAGGGUUUCUCGACCGAGUUGCCCACCAGAAACGCCGUCGCUUUCCGAGCAAUUUCUUCCAAGUUCUCCAUCGUCAUCAGACGCCACUUGCUCCCAGUCGUUUUCUGACGAAGACAGAAGCAGCAGUGCCAGCGAUGACGUCAUGCGAGCUAACGAAACUGAAGACGGCUCAGUAUGGCGUCCUUGGGGAUUGGGAUUUGAGUGA
Lingula anatina is the source of this 927-nucleotide messenger RNA. RefSeq lists its product as uncharacterized. Gene Ontology annotation, molecular function: DNA binding; protein dimerization activity. Lineage: Eukaryota; Metazoa; Brachiopoda; Lingulata; Lingulida; Lingulidae. The record is from RefSeq and is a predicted model, not a curated record. Gene Ontology annotation, biological process: regulation of DNA-templated transcription.